Molecule: messenger RNA, 1114 nt
Organism: Styela clava
Lineage: Eukaryota; Metazoa; Chordata; Ascidiacea; Stolidobranchia; Styelidae
Product: dnaJ homolog subfamily B member 9-like
Biological process (GO): ERAD pathway
Cellular component (GO): endoplasmic reticulum
Molecular function (GO): misfolded protein binding; protein-folding chaperone binding
Source: RefSeq, a predicted model, not a curated record
AUGUUGAAUAAGCUUCUCUGUAAAUUUCAGGCACCUAAUUUGUGUUUGUAUCGAAUUAGUAAAAUAGUGAGAGUUAAUAUGCUUAAAAGAGUGGUGGCAGUGUUGAUAGUUCUCUGCGCAAUAUUACUGUUGUGUGAAUCUGGAGAAUCGCAGAGGGAUUAUUACGAAGUUCUGGGAGUAUCAAGAGGAGCUUCAAAAGGUGAAAUCAAAAAAGCUUUCAGAAAACUUGCUUUAAAAUAUCAUCCUGAUAAAAAUCACGAACCAGGAGCAGAUGAAAAGUUUCGUGAAAUAGCAGAGGCCUACAAAGUACUCUCAGAUGAAGCGCAACGUCGCAAAUAUGACCAAUUUGGUCAUGGCGGACUGAAUGAUGAACAAGGCGGUGGUGGAAAUUUCCAUGAGUUUUUCAAUCAACACUUCAGCUCUAGAGAUUUUUUCAAAAAGUUUGAUUUUGGUGGAGAUUUUGAUGAUUUUUUCCAUUUUGACAAUAUUUUUGAAAGUUUUGGGGGACAUGGGAGUAAAUUUGGAGGUGGACCUUUUGGUGGGUUUCACUCUAGUUUUGAUGAUGAUGUUGGGCAUAGGUCUUUCCAGUCCCAAACUUCAUACAUGAGGGGUGGAGGUAAACAAAAGUGCAAAACAGUAACAAAGAAAGUGGGCAACACUGUAACUACUUAUACAACGUGUACCACUGAUCACAAUGACUUAUAAUUUUAUCCUUUUUUUCUGUAUAUGCCUUUUCUUCUUCACUUUAUUCAAAUUUGCCUGUACAUCGGCGCUGGAUGUAGGGCCAAGUCGUAACUUUACUAGUUGAACAAGCCUCAACUAAAAACUUUUGCAAUGAAUUUGACGAACCUUAGUUUAUGGAAAUGUGUGUAAAGUUAGAUCGGAGUCAUGACAAGCUGAUUAAUGAUAUUAUUUUAUAAUACGGUACAGUAUUCGGAUGCAAUAAUGCCCGCUUGAAACUAGUUUUUUUAGGGUGUCAAUAAUAUAUUAUGUAUAUGUUUGUCAAGAUUAUGUAUACACAUGUUUAAUUUUAAAUAUUUUAUUUAGAAAUUUCACUGUAGAUUACCACUCAUAGUUUUAUUUACUUGUUGCAAUAAAUAAUACGUCAAACUAA